Ornithodoros turicata is the source of this 2155-nucleotide messenger RNA. Its product is annotated as trypsin-2-like. Gene Ontology annotation, molecular function: serine-type endopeptidase activity. Gene Ontology annotation, biological process: proteolysis. The transcript has 7 exons. The coding region runs from base 1 to 1143 and encodes 380 amino acids. NCBI's taxonomy places the organism in Eukaryota, Metazoa, Arthropoda, Arachnida, Ixodida, Argasidae. The record is from RefSeq and is a predicted model, not a curated record.
AUGGCGCUGGUGCUGCUUGUGCGGUUGACUGGUGUGACGGCGCAAAACAUGGGCUGUGGAUACAACCCGGCCUCCAAAGAUGGAGUUUCCUUCAAAAUUAUCGGUGGAGUAACAGCUAUCAAGGGAGAAUUCCCAUGGCAGACAGCUUAUGCCAAGUCUAACACCAUAUUCAACUCAUACCAGAACAAUUUAUAUCGGGGCAAGUCAUACCAGUCCGAACGCAUUCCAGUACAACUCAAACUGGGGAACAUCAUACUAGGACAGAUGUUACGGGAUAUGUCCAUACGACAAAAGAAGGCCGGAGGACUGGGCACCAAGCACUUUUGCGGUGGAGCACUUCUCAACGACCGCUGGGUUGUCACAGCAGCGCACUGCAUCGUAGACCAGAAGGGGACACGACUCGUGGCUUCCCAGUUAUACGUGAGGGCCGGAGAACACGACGAGCACGUUGCUGAAGGCACAGAGAUUCAAGUGCGUGUGACGCAUGUGUACGUGCACCCACAGUACACCCACCUUCACCGAGAUGUCGCCCUCCUUCGCUUGGCCAAGAGGCUGAAACUGUCCCGCUUCGUGCAGCCAGUUUGUCUUCCAGAUGCGAACGUCAAACUGCAUGUGGGUCUCAACUGUACCGUAUCUGGAUGGGGUAACACAAGAACCCAAGGUACAACGUCGUACAUAUUGAAUAAGCUUCCUGUACCUCUGCGUCCUCUACAAGACUGCGAACGGGUGUACGGGCCAAUCUUCAACACGCCCAUUCACCAGUGGCACCUCUGCGGUGGAAGACCCGAAGGAAACAAAGGCGUCUGCUACGGUGAUUCUGGCGGUCCUUACCAGUGCGAGAUGGAGAAUGGGCGCUGGUACGUCAUGGGCCUCGCAUCAUUCGGCUCCGGCUGUGCUAAGGGCAACUACCCGGAUGUCUACACUCGUGUGCCGUACUUCGUCGACUGGAUCCGAUCCACCAUACAGAACCACAGAUCUACAAAUAGCCGCCGCAGGUCGCCCAUCUUACAGGACACCAUACCCACUAUGCAGCCGCCGCUCCAGCCAAUAUGGCAGCCCGGGAAUUGGAUUUCGUUCCUACCUUUCUUCCCUAGUAGACACCAAUCCCUGGUUAUCGUUUCUCCUGCUGUCAAGCGGAAAUAGCUCAAACCGUAAUGACGAAUUCAACGUGCACAAAAUUUAGUUGUCUGAUUUAUAACACAAAAUUCGCUAUAAAACCGCUAUGACCUACAGUGGUGGGGUCCUGGAUCUUGAUGCGCAAUAUUCACGUAAGGUAGGAUGCCAGCAUCUACUAGGUUACAAGGUCUCAGCGUUGAAAACCACUCGGCAAGGAAACGGGGGGGAAGGAAAUCAGCUUCUCGUGUACCAACGAUGGCUACUGCGCAGGGCAAGGCAUCAUACAGUCUCUUAUACCAUGUUUCACCAACGCGUUCUACGACGAGGAAUAUCUCCUUUCCCUUCUUUGUUACGUAGGCACGUACAGCAGUGCUGCCUUCUGCUAUAGGCAGGCGCCGCAGACGUUUUGAAGCACAGUGGCGCCCUGCCACGUACUGGUUCAUGCCAGAGCUGCGACAUACUGGUUCAUAGACACAUCGUGCAUAUGUCCUGGGCUUAUGUAAUUGCAAACGUCAACAUUGCAAACGCCCAUAAAAGUGGCGAACCCCAUGAAGAUGGCUAAGCUGUUUGUGAACAAUGCGAGUGACGUUUGUGUGCAAAAUUUUGUAAAGUAUUGAGGCCUCAGUAAUAGUUUUAUUCAAUAUUCUUGCAGCAAAACAGAUAAAUCCGCAAGUAUUGCCUCGUACCACUGACCUCAACCAAUGAUGUGAAAGCGACACCAUUGCUAAGACUCCGGUGCAUUUCAGCCAGACUUCGGAAGGAUUCGGCGAGUUACAUUUCGAAUAAUUUGCAUGAACGAAAUAUGCUCAUCUAGUCGUUUUGCGCUGGAAGCGAACUGUCGGCAAGCGCCAAAACUGAUUAUAAACAAUUCAUUGUUGACUGUCGCAGGUAACAUCCACGGACCAAACGAAUGUGACGAAAUUUGCUGACGAGGUGAUGUCCAGUUGUUCGAUUUGUCCUUGUCCUUGCUCUGAAAGACAAGGACGAAUGAUAGCCAACAGGUCUUUAUUGCCGCCUUGAUGAACAACAUCACGUGAAC